ACCAUUAGAGGCGGUAAUUCGUGGAGCGUAUAUUUGGCUGAAUGUCACCAAUGCUUAUCGGCGAUUUUCUUAUUCCCUAUUCAUCUCUAGUGUGCCAAGUGAUUUCAUCAUUAUCGUGAUUCAUUUGUGUCCGAUUCCAUUAUUAUCAUAUUUGAUAUAUUUCUACAAUCAGCGGAGGGAAUAAAUGUGCCCUUCAAGAAGUACUAGCCGGGCCGCGCGAAGGCUACAUAAGGUUAUGAAUAUUUAGCAUUUCGAAAAGACAAGAUCAGUGUGAUACUGAAAACAUCAAAAGUGAUUUGGCACUAUUCGCCGCAAAAAUGACAGUUAUGGAUUUUUUUGGUUGUGCCUUUUUGGCUUUCGGUCCACCGUUGGCUAUGUUUACAUUUACUGUCGCAGCUGAACCUAUUAGAAUCAUCAUACUAAUAGCCAGUGCCUUCUUUUGGUUAAUUUCUUUAUUGUUGUCAUCGGUGCUUUGGUAUGCUGUGGUGCCACUACAAAAUCACCUUGCAUUUGGACUUGUAUUUUCUGUACUAUUCCAAGAAGCAUUCAGGUAUCUCUUAUACUGGGUACUAAGGAAAGCCGAAAGAGGGCUAGAUAAAGUAACAACAACACAUGUAGCAGAUAGCAGACACGUGUUUGCAUAUGUAUGUGGUUUAGGUUUUGGUUUUAUGAGUGGUGUUUUUGCACUAGUCAAUGUCCUGGCAGAUGCUGUUGGACCUGGAACAAUGGGACUUCGACAAGGCACAGAGUACUUUUUUAUAAUAUCAGCAGCCACAACUCUUUGCUUUAUCUUAUUACAUACAUUUUGGGGCGUUGUAUUUUUCUCUGCUCUUGACAGAAAAAAUUGGGGUCAAGUUAUUUGGGUUGUUGGCUCACAUUUGUUUGUGUCAUGUAUGACCCUCUUAAAUGUAUAUCAAGCUUACGUAGCUACCACUUUAUCCGCUUAUGUUGUUUUGAUUAUAACAACUGCACUUGCGUUCAAAGUUGCUGGUGGCAGACCCCAAAGUAUAGUUCAGUGUUUUUCAAGACAGUAAAAGAGAAAACUUUUAUAAGAAAGUUAAAAUACAAGUAGUUGUGUUUGACCCGAAUGAACAUCACAGAAUGAUGAAAUUUUUUUUCCUUAGCCAUUUGAUUGCAAGGAGAUUAUUCAUUGCUCUGAUAUACACUGUGUGUAAAAGGAUAUGAUGUUAAAUUAACAAACCAUAUCUUUGGUAUUAUUAAACAAGCCUAUAACGAUUAGGAAUAUAUUCGUACAGAUCCAAUACAUGUUAGACCUUACUUUACACUUGACCAAAAUGGACAUCUGUUAAGUGUACCAGUAUUAUUUAUCUUUCAAAUGUAAUAUUUUUUCGCAAAAAACUUAAAUAGUAAUACGUUCUAGCACAGAAUUCCUUGGUCAAACUGCUAGUCCGUCCCUUAACCCAUCGAAACAAUUGUAUAACCAUGACGCGACGAUGUUUCGAUCUAAAAUCGAAUUAUAUUGAAAUGUACGAUAUUUUGUUUGUAUUGCAAAAAAAA
Molecule: messenger RNA, 1518 nt
Organism: Bombus impatiens (common eastern bumble bee)
Lineage: Eukaryota; Metazoa; Arthropoda; Insecta; Hymenoptera; Apidae
Gene: aph-1
Product: gamma-secretase subunit Aph-1
Exons: 2
Coding region: 318-1034 (238 amino acids)
Biological process (GO): positive regulation of catalytic activity; protein processing; Notch receptor processing
Cellular component (GO): gamma-secretase complex; endoplasmic reticulum; membrane
Molecular function (GO): protein-macromolecule adaptor activity
Source: RefSeq, a predicted model, not a curated record